Portunus trituberculatus (swimming crab) is the source of this 1841-nucleotide messenger RNA. RefSeq names its product xylose isomerase-like. The record is from RefSeq and is a predicted model, not a curated record. Gene Ontology annotation, molecular function: xylose isomerase activity. Gene Ontology annotation, biological process: carbohydrate metabolic process. NCBI's taxonomy places the organism in Eukaryota, Metazoa, Arthropoda, Malacostraca, Decapoda, Portunidae.
GGCGCGUCAGAUCGGCAGUCCCUGAGGUGUCCCGCUCCGCGCCCUCUCGCCUCCUCCUGCCGUCUCCUCGCCGCGUCGCCGCCUCCGCCGCCGCCGCCAUGAACAAGUACUUCCCCGGGCUGGGCCGCGUGGAGUACCGCCCCGACGCGGGCCCCGAAGAGACGCUGGUGUUCCGCCACUACAAUGCCAGCGAGACCGUGCACGGGCGCCCCAUGGAGGAGUGGCUGCGCUUCUCCGUGUGCUACUUCAACACCUUCAGGUACCUGGGGCAGGAGGGCCACUUCGGGGACUCCACCCACCAGUACCCCUUCGAGGAGGGGCCGCACUCCUUCGACAAGUACAAGCGGCGCCUCGUGGCGGCCUUCGAGUUCUUCCACAAGCUGGGCGUCAAGUACUACUCGGUGAGUGACCGGGACCUGGCCCCCGAGGGCGACAACUUUGACGACACUGGGUCGCACCUGGAGGAGGCCGUGUCGCUCGCCGCGGACCUGCAGAAGCAGACUGGCGUGCGCCCGCUGUACUUCGGCUGCGACCUGUUCUCGCACCCGCGCUACAUGCACGGCGCCGCCGCCAACCCCGACGCCCACGUGUUCGCGUACGCGUGCGCGCAGGUGAAGCGCGGCCUGGAGGCGGCGAAGCGCCUGGGUGCCGAGAACUUCGUGUUCUUCCACCCCCGCGACGGGUACGAGAGCCUCCUGCAGCGCCAGCCUCUGCGCGACGCCUCGCACCUGGCGCAGCUGUACCGCAUGGCCGCCGCCUACCGCGAAAAGCUGGGCUACAAGGGCCAGCUGCUGGUGCAGCCGCGCGGGCCGCGCCGCCACCAGUACGAGGCUGACGCCGCCGCCACCAUGCACCUGCUGCGCCACUUCGGGCUGGACAAGCAGUACAAGCUGAACAUCCGCCCCGCGUCCGCGCGCAUGCAGGGGCGCGACGCAGACCACGACGUGCAGAUGGCGGCCGCCUACAACAUGCUGGGCUCCGUCGAGGCCGCCGACGCCUUCCCCGCGCCCGACGGCGCCGCCUCAGACCUCUGCUCCUACGACGUGCGCGACGCCACGCUCGUCAUGAAGUGCGUGCUGGAGAUGGGCGGCCUGGGCCAGGGCGGCGUGACGCUGGGCGGACGCCUGCGCCGCGGCUCCGUGGAGCCCAAGGACCUGUUCGAGGGCCACGUGCUGGCCAUGGACACCUUCGCCCGCGCCCUCAGGAACGCCGCCAGACUCAUCUCAGAGGGCGUGUUCUCCCGCAGCCUGCAGCAGCGCUACUCUUCGUACAAGAGCGGGCUGGGUGAGCGCAUCGAGAAGGGCGCGGCCACGCUGGAGGAGUGUGAGGAGUACGUGCGUAAGUGUGGCGAGCCGCAGACCACGUCCGGCAGGCACGAACACUUCCAGGCCGUCUUCAACCACUACGUCUUCCCGCACCGACAGUAGGCAUGCACGCCCCGCACACACCAACACCACCACACACCAACACCACCACCACACACCACCACCAUCAUAACACCACACACCACCACACACCAAAACAACACCACACCUUCCAGGCUGUGUUCAAUCCGCCGCGCCAGUACAGUGCCAACACACACACACACACACACACACACACACACACACACACACACACACACACCACCACCACCAUACACCCUCCCUCACUGUUUCAGAGUUCUUUGGGGGGGAGGGUUGGGGUUUAGGGAAAGGCACACCCCACUCCCCCCCUCUCCUGCACUGGGGGGUUGAGAGGAGGUAACACUGCCCCACCCACCACCACCUUUAGAGAUGACGGAAAAACAACAACAAUUAAAACAACAACAAUAACAACAAUUAAAACAACAACAAUAACAA